UUUCCGAGAAAAAUCCUUGACCUGUUCUCGGGAAAAUCAGGACCUCAGUAUUUCUCCGAUUUGUCGUCAGUUCGCCCUUUAUAUACGUCUUCUUGUUCAAGUGGAGAGAGCGAGAGAGAGAGAGAGAGAAACCGUUACACAGCCCUACACGCAAACAUCACCAGAUAAAAACUUUCAGAAGAGAAGUUUGGUUUUUUCGGCCUUCCCAUCUCUGAUUAUCCAGUAAAUUUAAUUAAGGUCGAAGGAUUUGGGUUAAAUAUUGAUGAAAAAUGAAGUUCUGCAAGACAUACCAGGAGUACAUGCAAGGCCAGAAGAAGAAGCUGCCUGGAGUCGGAUUCAAGAAGCUUAAGAAGAUCUUGAAGAAAUGCCGCAGAGAAGAUUUCCAUGAUGUCCGUACCUGCCCUGAUCACUGCCCAGUGUGUGACGGGAGCUUUUUCCCGGCGCUUCUCAAUGAGAUGUCUGCAGUGGUGGGUUUCUUCAAUAAGCGCGCACAGAAAUUGCUUGAACUCCAUCUGUCUUCCGGCUUUCGUAAGUACAUGUUUUGGUUCAAAGGCAAAGGUCGAGGGGGCCAUGGUGCCUUAAUCGAAGAAGGCAAGGACCUCGUGACUUAUGCUCUGAUCAACGCCGUUGCCAUUCGGAAAAUACUAAAGAAAUAUGAUAAGAUUCAUUUCUCGACGCAAGGACAGGCCUUCAAGUCGCAAGCUCAAAGCAUGCAUAUUGGACUCCUUCAGAGCCCGUGGCUUUUUGAGCUCAUGGCUUUUCACAUCAAUUUAAGGGAAACCAAGACUAAGUCGAGUAAGACACCGGCUCUGUUUGAGGGAUGCUCCCUCAAGAUUAAUGAUGGGAAACCAUCUCUCGCCUGUGAGCUCUUUGAUUCCGUUAAGCUUGAUAUCGAUUUGACUUGUUCUAUAUGCUUGGACACCGUUUUUGAUCCAGUUGCUCUCGCAUGUGGUCACAUAUUCUGCUACAUGUGCGCUUGCUCGGCCGCAUCAGUGACUAUUGUCGAUGGAUUGAAGUCCGCAGAGCCUAAAGAAAAAUGCCCUCUAUGCCGAGAGGCAAGAGUUUUCCAAGGCGCUGUACAUUUAGAAGAGCUCAGCAUGUUACUUAGCAGAAACUGCCGUGAAUACUGGGAGCAGAGACUCCAGACCGAGAGGGUAGAGAGGGUUCGGCAAGCAAAACAGCACUGGGAAUUCCAGUGCCGGGCAUUCGUUGGAGUUUAGUCGCUGCCCCACGGUUGGGGCUCUGUAAACCGCCAACGAUUUUGUAGUUUGAAAAGCCAUUAACGUUCUUGUUUCUGGAUGUUUAGUUUCUUGUAUGUAACUUUUGAUUAACUCUGUAUAUAUGGUCAUGAAUAAGGGAGGGUUGACAGUUUGUUUUUCACCAAAUUGGUUCAAGUACAUUUGCAUUUUGGAUUGUGGUCAAAUGCAUCCUGGCUCCUUGAACCUUGCUACAAAGUAUCCAAGGAUACGACUAUAUUUUGUAAUGCUAUUUGUACCAUAUUUAUUGAUUACUAAGAUUAAAGGCG
Molecule: messenger RNA, 1525 nt
Organism: Pyrus x bretschneideri (Chinese white pear)
Lineage: Eukaryota; Viridiplantae; Streptophyta; Magnoliopsida; Rosales; Rosaceae
Product: probable E3 ubiquitin-protein ligase BAH1-like 1
Exons: 6
Coding region: 270-1220 (316 amino acids)
Molecular function (GO): metal ion binding
Source: RefSeq, a predicted model, not a curated record